AACCCGGAAGCGCUGGAUGUAAACAAAAUACAACCCGGCGCCGCAGCUGGUUCCGUGGAGUCCGGUUCGGGUUCGCUGACAUGUCCCCCGGUCCCCGAGCCCCCGGCCCGGUUCUGGCGGCCUUCGGCCUGCUGCUGGCCCGCCUCUCCUCCUCCUCCGCGGUACCGGACGUACCGGGCUUCGCCGCCUUGUUCGGGACCAAGACCCGGUACCAGGAGGUGAACCCGAACCCGUCCGCGGACCCGUCCGUGCUCAGACCUCCGCCCGGGGAGCGCUGCGUGCCGGUCCACGUGACCGCCGUGGUCCGGCACGGAACCCGGUACCCGACCUCCCGGAACAUCCGCCGCAUCCUGGAGCUCAGCGAGCUGCUGACCGGCGGGCGGCGGGACCCGGGGGGAGCCGGCGGGCAGCGGGACCCGGGGGGAGCCGGCGGGCAGCGGGACCCGGGGGAGGCCGGCCGGCUGAUCCGGGACCGCUGGGAGUGCUGGUACACCGAGGACAUGGACGGUCAGCUGGUGCCGCAGGGCCGGGCCGAGCUCCGCCAGCUAGCGCGCCGCCUGGCCGCCUUGUUCCCGGCGCUGCUGUCCGAGCACAACGUGAGGAAGAGGAGCGUCAGCUUCGUCACCAGCUCCAAGCACCGCUGCGUCAGCAGCGUGGAGGCCUUCCAGGAGGGCCUGCACCAGCACUGGGGUCGCCACGGAGCGCCGGACUACGCCCACCGCGUGGACGACGAGCUCAUGCGCUUCUUUGAGCGUUGCCGUGGUUACGUGGAGGGCGUGGAGACAAACCGCACAGCGCUGCUGGAGGUGGAGAAGUUCAGACACGGAGACGAGAUGGAGGCGGUGAGGAGGAGGGUGGCGGAGAAGCUGGGUGUCGCCCCGCAGCGACUCACGCCAGAUCUGGUGGAAACAGCGUUCUUCCUGUGCUCCUAUGAGUUGUCCAUCCGGUCCGUCCACUCGCCCUGGUGCUUGCUGUUUGAAGAGCGCGACGCCCAGGUGCUGGAGUUCCUGUCGGACCUGCAGCAGUACUGGAAGCGCUCCCACGGUCACGCGAUCACCGGCCUGUCCAGCUGCCCGCUCUUCCACCACGUCUUCAGGACGCUGGACAAGGCCGGCCGUCCUCGCAGGUCCACCGAUCCGCCUCCAGAACCCGCCUCCAUCCUGGUGGGACACGGCGAGACGCUGCUGCCCCUGCUGGCCCUGCUGGGGCUCUACAAGGACCAGACCCCGCCCACCGCCAGCAACUACCACUCACAGCACGGGCGGCAGUUCCGCAGCAGCCGCAUCGUCCCCUACGCCGCCAACCUGCUGCUGGUCCUGUUCGACUGCCAGCGCGGCCCGCGGCUGCAGCUGCUGCUCAACGAGGCGCCGGUGCGUUUCCCGGGCCUGGCCGAGGACGCGCCGCUGUACCGGGAUGUCCGGGCCGCGUACCGCCACCUGCUGGACGGCUGCGACUCCCGGACGGAGUGCGAGGUGCGGCCGGGGGCCCGGGGCCCCAGCACCGAGCUCUGAGCCCCGGGGGGGCCAGGGGGGCCCGGGGCCCCAGCACC
Messenger RNA from Cololabis saira (Pacific saury), 1549 nucleotides. It is a transcript of the gene minpp1b, whose product is annotated as multiple inositol-polyphosphate phosphatase 1b. The record is from RefSeq and is a predicted model, not a curated record. Gene Ontology annotation, molecular function: inositol phosphate phosphatase activity; acid phosphatase activity. NCBI's taxonomy places the organism in Eukaryota, Metazoa, Chordata, Actinopteri, Beloniformes, Belonidae. The transcript is spliced from 7 exons. Bases 81 to 1511 code for a protein of 476 amino acids.